Messenger RNA from Umbelopsis ramanniana AG, 740 nucleotides. RefSeq lists its product as uncharacterized. Gene Ontology annotation, biological process: nitric oxide catabolic process; cellular response to nitrosative stress. Gene Ontology annotation, molecular function: FAD binding; nitric oxide dioxygenase [NAD(P)H] activity; heme binding. The transcript has a single exon. Gene Ontology annotation, cellular component: intracellular anatomical structure. Bases 94 to 552 code for a protein of 152 amino acids. Lineage: Eukaryota; Fungi; Mucoromycota; Umbelopsidomycetes; Umbelopsidales; Umbelopsidaceae. The record is from RefSeq and is a predicted model, not a curated record.
GGGUAGUUGACGCCAAUACAACAAGUUAUCUCACUCUACUUGGUUCAAUCCAUCGCUGUUCGUUAAGCUCCUCCAAAUCAUAGUCUAAUCAUAAUGGGCAACGGACAUUUACACAUAGAUCAGCCUACUCCAGCUGAACUCGCCAUAGUUCGCAGAACCUGGGAUCAAGUUUCACAUAUCCGUCUAGCGGAUGACGAUGCCAACGUAUCAUCCUCUCUGGCAUUUGGCUUAUGCUUUUACAACGCAAUAUUUCGAGAAGACCCUGAUCUGCAAAAACUUUUCCCAAAUAUCAUGAAGCAAGCAAGAGCGUUGACAGGCAUGAUCUCCUACAUCACGAAGCCAGCAGAUAGUCUUGGUGAACUGGAGGCAAGUAUGAGAGAGCUUGGAUCUCGACAUGCUUUCUAUGGAGUCAAAAUCGAAAUGUUCAGAGUGGUUGGUCAAGCUUUCGUUGUUGCUUUGGAGGAGCGACUUGAGGAUAAAUAUGAUGCUGAAAUCGGGCGAUGCUGGCUUAAGGUAGGCAGACCACUUUGUUAUCUGAAUUACUUUUGGUAACCCUACUCACGCGUAUCCUCUCACAAUAGGCAUACAUCUUCGUUUCACAUAAUAUGAAAAUGGGUUUGGAAUCGCAGUUGAACUGGGAAGAAGAACGCAGAAUACCAACUCAGCAUGAACACGCUCAUAGCAGCCACAGCAGCCACCACCAUCAUUCAGAUAAACCACAUUGCUCUAUACAGUAAAAA